Molecule: messenger RNA, 5797 nt
Organism: Clupea harengus (Atlantic herring)
Lineage: Eukaryota; Metazoa; Chordata; Actinopteri; Clupeiformes; Clupeidae
Product: T-cell acute lymphocytic leukemia protein 1 homolog
Biological process (GO): regulation of transcription by RNA polymerase II
Molecular function (GO): RNA polymerase II cis-regulatory region sequence-specific DNA binding; protein dimerization activity; DNA-binding transcription factor activity, RNA polymerase II-specific
Source: RefSeq, a predicted model, not a curated record
UUGGGUUGCAUUCUCUCUCUUUUCACAAGAUGAAGCAUACCCUACAUUACAUUGUGGCACAACCUUUUCAAGUGGCUGUGCAAAUGACUGCAUGAUUGGAUAAAAAUGAAUAAAUAUGUUCAACAUUUUAAACUAAACCUACUGAUUAAAAAAACAAACAUAUUUCUCAUUCAGGGAAUGUCCAGUGAAAAAUAGUCCUGGUGUCUAUGACCUGAUUUUUCAUUUGUGAUAGGACAAUUAGGACAAAAUUCUGCGUUUUAUAACACUUUUUACAAAGGAGAGAAAAUAGAUAUGAAUUACAGUUAUUUUUUUUGUAUUGGCCACUGUUGGUAUCAUUUUCGUGUGGAUAUUACAAAUGGUCAUUCGUCUAACACAUCGGGGCUUAAACAGUAUAUUUCGGCAUCUGAGCAUUCAUCAAGAAUUGCCGACAAAGGGUAGAUGUCUUAUCAAUUCUGCCACUUAUGUGGAGAAGAAAGAUAAACAAUAGGAUGAUGCUUCAGCAGUGUGCCUUCUCCUGAAUAGGCCUAUGCUAUGGCACCUCACGCAAUAUACCACCAUGGUGAUUUGCCAUUGUUGAUAUCUGCCCGUUUUGAUGGAGCGUUAUCUCCCCAGCAAGUGUGGUCCCAUGGGUUUAUCCCUCUGAUGCCUCUGAGAACGACACAAUUUGACUAGCUCGUAAACACUGAACCAUAAGCUGUUACGCUGCUGUUUGCAGCUUGUUCCAUUUUUUCCCCCAACAGUUUCUGCUGUGUGACUUUACUAUUAUUAUAUCAGUAAAAAGAGAUUAGGCUACUCAUUUUAAUACUGUGUCCUGACACAAUCCUAAACUGUAGAUGUCGUGUAUUGAUUUCUUAAACCCAUGCAUUAUUAUAAUGUAUUUGAAAAUUAAAGUCAUCAUACGCACACCAGACGCGCAUCUAAGGAGUUUAUGAGGCGUUACUGUACCGCCUAGGUGUCUCCGCUGAAUGAAGAAUAUUGAGACACGAGAAUUUUUUUCUAUAUAACAAAAUGUGUCUGCAUUCUUGCCCAUACCGAGACUUAAAGCUAUUCGAUACCUUUGAUCAUGUUACAUUUUAUUUGCUUUGAGGUUAAUUUUUAAACAGGAUUUUUAUGUGGAGGAAUUGUAUUUUUUUUAAUAAAUGCAAACCAUAACGUUCAGUUCACUAUUUCUGACAGCUCGUUGUAAAAUGGGAACAAUAACAAUGAAUGAUUUCUCGUAUAGGGGCUUAGACGCUUGUCGAGUAUGAAAUGGCCACGGCAUGUUCGCUUAUCUUGCCUUGCCAUAUUGCGCCCUUGUUCCGCUCCCUAUGCCGCGCAGCGGGCUGGACUCGAUGAGGAAUUGCACAGACCUCACUUCCAGUUCCAGUCAGUAGCCUAGUUCACUAGCUCCAAAAAAUCUUAGACAUGGAUGACCCCCAAACAAAAUGGCUUCUUGCACAUUAGAAGAAAUAUCGCGUCGGCAUUUAGUGGUGGUGCCCAGUUCUGUGCAUAUGGAGACAAGCUUGACAGCGAUUACACAUAUCUUGUCCUUUUAGUUGAGCCACAUCUUGACAAAAUGAAAGAAAAAUCGGAAGCGGGGACUUGUAAGGAAAGUCCUAGUGUGGAGGCCAGUGGUUCAUUGACGCAGGAUUCAGUCGUCAGGGGGGCUGAGGAUGUAAACCAAGACGAACCAAGUUCAAAUGACAUAUCCAGGAGACAAGAGGAGUCUGAUAAACCGCCUACCGGGACUGGCAUCCGCAACGGCGAUGCCAAGGGAACAGCUUACGCCCACCAUCUAAAAAAGGAAGUACCAGUGAUUGAACUCACCAGGAGGGAUGAUAUAAAAGGAAGAAACCACUGGACAGAUCAGCAUAAGGUGCAGACAACGGAACUGUGCAGGCCACCUAUUUCUUUGCCCCUGCCGCACCGAGACGCGCCAAACGACACUCGAAUGGUUCAGCUGAGCCCUACCGCCUUUCCUCUCCCGGCAAGAGCGAUGCUCUACAAUAACGUUACGCAGUCGCUCGCCACAAUUAACAGUGCCUUUGGCGGUGAGUUGGAGCAGUAUGGAAUGUACCCUGGUAGCAGGGUAAAGCGCAGACCCAUGCCUUAUGAGGUUGAACUCGACGAGGCUGGCGAGCCAAAGAUCGUGCGGCGCAUCUUCACCAACAGCCGCGAACGCUGGCGCCAGCAGAACGUGAACGGGGCGUUCGCCGAACUCCGCAAGCUCCUCCCGACCCACCCGCCGGACAAGAAGUUGAGCAAGAACGAGAUCCUGCGCCUGGCCAUGAAGUACAUCAACUUCCUCACCAAGCUCCUCGGUGACCAGGACGGCGGCGGUGAGGGGAUUGUGAUGACUGCAGGCGGCGAAGGAGACGCCCAGGAGAUUUCGGGCGUGGGGCAGGGUCGGGGAGUCGGGGUGGUGGUGGCAAAUUGCGGGGGAGAUGGAGGUGGCAGCGGGCUGGCUAGAGAGGAGCUGCUGCUGCAGGAGGCACUGUCUCCCACCUCUAGCUGUGGCAGCCUGCUGGACGGAGACGGCAGCUCGGAGGGUUAUGGGGAAGAGCAGGACUCGCCUCCUGCCGAACCAGCAUUGCUGAGCAGAGGAGGGCAGAACCCUCGCUCCGCACGGACACACGACGGCCAGAGCCAACGAUGAUGGCGGCGACUGUUAGAAUAGCUGGAGACAUAUAUACUGGAUACCAACUGAUAUGUAAAAGAAUGAGCAUAGGGAUUACAGUAUUCACUUACCAAGUCAGUCUAACAGUCUUCCUUAAAACCCUGAAGUUCAUUUUCCCAUCUGAGGUCAUCCAGUAUUCAUCUUUAAAUAUCUGACUAAGUCAACAAAGCCUAUUCCUACUGUAGGGAUACUAAGACCAUACAAGUCAAUCCUGAUGCUUGGCAUUUGCAUUGCCAUGAUAGCUGUACAUUCAGCCUUCUCCAUCAUCUCAGCCUUAGCCAUCACAGCUCUACCAACUGUUGCCCAGUUGAUACCAUAGGAUAAUUUCCACAAGGCCAGACCAGGUUCACAACUUGGAAGAUGUUCUUCCUGUGAACAGAUUCCUAACAUUUGAGUGUCUGAGCUCUUCCAAAGAAGGGUCAUAGAGAAAGAAAAGUUUACUUUUACUCAGUAACUUAAACAGUAAAUUAUGCAACAAGAUUAUUUCUAGUAUCGCAAGGUCAGAUGUGUAUCACAAUUACAGCACAAUAACUGUGGUGUCAGUGUGGAUGGGAAGGAUUUAUGUAUAGCUACGUAGAGGUAAGGUAACAGCAAAGAUGCGUGUUGCUUGUGCCAAGUUGUUAGGAGGUUCUAGGAGGAGGAAAGCCAUCCUUAAUGAAGAAACCUAGUCAGCCCUUAGUACCAAAAAUGAAACGAGUUUUCUUUAGAUGACUCUCCAUGAUUCCUAUAACAUUUAAAUUCUUAAAUAGUUUUAUGUCAGAAUAUUUCCAGUUAGUCUAUGCCAAUCAGAAUUUUGCAUUAUCUUGAUCUGGUAGUUAGCUUACUAUAUUUUCAGUAAAUAAACAAUAACUAGUUGGCAUGGUACCAAGCUUUUGUGUUUAGCAAUGCAGCAGAUUCAACCAUAAGCUACUAAUUUGAUGGUGAAAAUCUGGCGACUGACACAAGGACAUAUCUUCGGAUCCAGUUGAAGCUGAAUGCAAACAAACUUGAAUAACAUAUACACACUGGAAUAGUGAAUAGUUUUAAUGUAGUAAAAUACUUUUAACAUCAUUAUACAGAAUAAGUCAACACCACAAUAGUCAAUCUACUAGUCUCUUUAGUCUCUAAAAUACUAGUCUCUUUAGACUAUUCAAUUAUGUUUUUAUGCCCUUCCCAACUAAUGUUAUCUGUUGAUACACUAGGGUCACAGUUUAUGAAUCAAAGUGGAAUAGGCAUCAACACUGUAGAGUUUUUCGUUGUAUUUCACAUUCACACACUUCGCUAUGCUAUGCACAGGGUUGGGAAGGUUACUUUUGAAAUGUAUUAGGUUAUAGAUUACUAAUUACCCUGUAAUAAGUAAGGUAAACAAUUUUAGUUACUUCAUCAAAGUAAUGUGACAUAUUAUAUUUGAUUGCCUUUCGAUUACUUUUUGAUUGGCAGACGAGAGGCUGUGCAAAUUCAAACAAGAGAACCAAUCAAAAACAACACUCAAAAUGUUAGCGCAUACUGCCAAAUGAAUGGAGCCUGUCUAAACAGUGAAAAGAUGCAAAGCAACAGAUUCUACAUAUAAGCUUUUUACCGAAAAGAAUAUAUUCAGAUGUAAUCCCUUUGUAAUCAACAACAUUUUGAUUAGUAACAGUAAUGUAAUUAGAUAUUUUUUCUCAGUAACUGUAACAGAAUACAAUUACAUUUAUUUUCUAAUUUAAUGACGUAACUCCAUCACAUGUAACUAGUUACUCCCCAACCCUGAUCAUGUAGCACAAAAAUAUAAUCCUCUAAUUCACAUACUCAGACUAUCCAAACAAAUAUUUAUUCUCUGCACAAAGGAUAUUUGGAAAUGAAUCUAAAUAUAAAGUCAAUUAUGGAUCUAAUGAGGAAAUAAUAGCAUCUUUAUAACAGGCUUACUGCCAGCCUGGAAACCAUAUUAUUAUUCAGAAAUGUCCAGACUGCCAGUGUAGGCAUACUCUUGUUUAUCUCUCUACCUGUAGCUCAUUUUGGCAGAUUUUUCUGAUUUUUUUUUCAUUGACAAAUUACCACACAACAUGUUUGGUGAGGUAAUUUGCAGGUCUCAUUUCAGGUGAGUGUGAGCAAUCCAGGAACAGACGUCUGCCUAAGUGGUGCCCCUAGAAGGGAAGAGCCAUGUCUGUCGUGUCUGACAAUAGUCAUGCCUUCACAGUGCAUUCAAACACAGUUUGGCACAUGCAUUGCUUUUGUCAUUGCACUGUGAGCAUCUCUAAUCACAUGAGCCCCGUUUACCAUAAUCACCCAUCUUUGAUUCAUUAUACAGCUUUGAAAUGUGUGUGGGAGUCCUGAUUAAAUAGGUACCGCCAUUUUAUUUUUAACACCAGAAAGGUACAAAAGCAUGCAAAUUGCAUCAAAACACAUCAUUACAUGCGGUCUGUAGAUUAUCAGUAUACGUCACUGUAAAAAGAAUACGACCCCGGUUGUGGCUUCGUGCAGGAUUCAUAACACUGAAGUACUUACUGCGUAGUGAGAAUGUACAGUAUGAUGUUUAAAAGUAAGUCUGUUCCAUGUUUUAGUGACUCUUGUGUAGCCAUAUGCUCAUAUGUUUUUUGUCCAGGCAUAUAGUACAAAUUAUGUGGGUGCUUCCUUAAUCAAUAUUACAUGUAAAUAAUUUUUUCAAUGUAUUAAUUUCAGUGGACUGUAAAUAAACCCAGAGGGAAAUUUGGAAAAGAAAAAAUGGGACACACAGAAAGUGUAAAUAGUUAUAGAUACAGUAAUAGGUAUCACUAUAGUCAAGAUAUCUCCAUUUUCUUUCAGUUCCAUCUGCAGUAUAGGUAACCUUUCUGUACCACUCACCAUCACAGUUUUUUUUUUCAAGAUUCUUGACUAUUACUGUAUAAUUAUAAUGUUACAAAAAUCUAUAAAUAAUUUGAUAUUAAAAGAGCAAGAAUGCUUUCUAAUGACCUGUAAGGUACACUGAAGAGGUCAAAUGUUGAUUUGUUUUUUAUUUUCAUAUUAGCGUACAUAUAUUAGAUGGUACAUUCCUCCUAUUUACACAUUCCUAAAUAUUUUCUUCUGAUGAUUGUGGUAUUCCAUUAGGCCUCUUUGUAGUCAGUUUACUCUAGGUACACAGCAGCAUACUUUUAUGUUUUACACCGGAGGUUCUCUCAGUUUUGUAAUAAAUAUAUAAAUAAACAA